AUGCAAAAACCCAAAACUCCAUUGCAAGUUUUAACAAAUUCUCUUAAUCUCCCCUAUCUAUUAACGAAAACUUUAUAUUAGCUGGAUUUAACUUUAAAAUGCCUAUAAUUAUAAUUUUUUUAAUUUUAUUUUGUUUUGAUUUAAAAACUUAAUGAAAAAAGUAAGUAGCUAAAAUAGUAUUAUAUUUUAAGAUAGAAAGGUGUUUUAAAAAUGUUGCAAUACAUUUAAAUAAAUAUUAUUUUAAAAAAUAGCUCAUUUAAAAUAAAUUAAACCACCUAAAAUACUUUUAGAAGCAAUCUAUAAUUUUUAUUCUCUAUUAAAGAAAUAGAGUUAAAGUUUUAAAUCUCGAACAGCCCGUUUAUAGAGUAACAUUUAUGCAGGCUUUAGCAGCAAGACUUGAACAAGCUAAACAUAAUGCUACGAAGCGUAUUACUAUUUUAACCAGAAAAUAUCGAAUUGUUACGCCUGAUCAUCAGCAAUCUCAAUCUGAAAAUUUGUUAUCAGAAGAUGUAUCAUUUAGGUUGCAGCAUAGAAAGCUUGAAGAAGCAAAGACUAAAAAAAAACAUCUAAAAAGCCAAUUAAAGCUUUUAGAUGACUCAAUCUCCUUCCUUGAACAAUCAUUGCCAAGUCAUCAAAGUCAUAAAAAAUUAAUAAAUGAGUCUGAAGAAGAGCACCAACAAAAAGUAAAAAAAUUCAAAGAAUUGACAAAAAGGCUCAACGAAGAAAAAUUAAAACGAAAAAUUGUGAUAGAAAAGUUAGAAGCACAAAGACAGGAAAAACUAAUUAAAGAGGCAGAAGAAUUGAUGCUGGCAAAACAAGAAAUGGAAGAAGAAGCAAGAAUUUUGAAGCAGAAAAAGCUAGAAGAAUUGAAAAUAAAAGCUCAGGAAAGAAAAGAAAAUAUAAAAGAAAUGCGAAAAUUUCUCAAAGAAUCCUCACAAAAAUCCUUUGAGAAACCAACUUUUCAAGUUUUAGAAGAAAAAUUCAAAACAAAUAUCGAGCUUCCAGAACUGGAAAAGCGAAAAACUGAGCUUGCGAAAAUUCAUCUGUUAUAUAGACCUUUAAGUCAUGAUGAUCUAGAAUGCCAUGCACAAAAACUUGAAGAAAUUCAUAAAGAAGCUGAAAAAAGACGUGAAAAAGAAAAAUCAGAGAAAAAAACUGACGAAAAAAUCGACGCAGCCACGAUUGCACAGCUACAAACAACAUCAUUAAUCAAAGCCAUAGAACAGCAAAAAAAGGAAAAGUUAGAAAAAGAUAGAGAAGCUUAUGAGAAAAAAAUAAUGAGCCAAAAACAAAGAAACUAUGCAGAAAUUGUAAAAGAAAUGUUCACACCAGUUAUUGAUAUGAAAAAAAGAUAUGAAUUAUUGAUGAAAAUAGAAAAAAGAAAGAAGGGAAAUAUCAUAAAGCAGGAAAAGCUGAAGGUAAAUAGAAGUUUAUCUGUCAUAAGACAAGAUACAGAAAUUCAUAGCCAAAAGAGGCAUUCCCAAGCAAAAAGUGUGGUGCCUGAGAUAAAGAAUAAAGCAAAAAUCGUGGACUAUCUGGCUGAAAGGAGAAAAUAUAGAUCAAAUAUAAGUGUGGAGUAUCCUAUUGGAGAAAAAGCUAAUAUAAAUUGGGAUUAUGAGAUGGAAAAAGGAAUAAAAAAUAUCCAAGACCAAGCGAGUCAUAUAGAAAAAUUAGCAAGAAAAAGGGAAAUUAUCGCCAAAUCAAUUACACCUUUGUACUCACAAGCAAUUAAUCUUGAAGAGCAAGUUAACGAUAUGCUAAUUGAGUCGGUAAGAGCAAAAAUGAAGCUUUUGAGUAAUCAAUCUUAA
Blepharisma stoltei is the source of this 1808-nucleotide messenger RNA. The record is from the annotation of a GenBank genome assembly. NCBI's taxonomy places the organism in Eukaryota, Ciliophora, Heterotrichea, Heterotrichida, Blepharismidae.